Camellia sinensis is the source of this 2705-nucleotide messenger RNA. Lineage: Eukaryota; Viridiplantae; Streptophyta; Magnoliopsida; Ericales; Theaceae. The record is from RefSeq and is a predicted model, not a curated record.
CUGUAUUCUUGCAGAGUCAAAAUUGAAGCAUGAAAGCAUACAGCAAAAGAAGAAGAAGAAGCAGAAGAAAGCUUAUCAUCGGCUGUACUUCCUCGGAACAUUCAUUCGCUGCUGAAUUAAUUGCCAACAAUUCAGAUCUCCUAACAGAGAUCCUAAUCCGAGUCCCAGCAAAAUCCCUAAUCAGAUUCAAGUCGGUCUCAAAGCAAUGGCUCUCUCUCAUCUCCGACUCCCAAUUCGCCUCCGACCACGCUCGCCGAAAUCACCAUUCCUCCGUCUCAGCCUUAUAUUUCUACUCAAACCGUUGGUCUCUCGAUGAACAACCCCAGUCUGUAUCAAUUGCUGGACACCGAACUCUUCUUCCCACACUCUCCUUUCUCGAUGGUGUCGUUGUAUCAAGUUGUACAAUUAGGAUUGAACGCUCUUGCAAUGGUUUAAUCUUGUGCUCUAAUGGUUUCAGAAAACCCCCAUAUAUUGUUUGUAAUCUCACCACAAAGAAAUUCUCACUUCUUCCUGAUAUUGGUCCCACUUCAUCUGAAUCGUAUCGUAAAAAUGCUGGUGCUUUCUUGGCUUUUGAUCCUUCGAAAUCGCCUCACUAUAAAGUUUUAUUGUUUAGUUACAGCAAUGUUAAUGAUGGACACUGGGUUGAAAUUGAAAUUUACAGUUCGCAGACUUCGUCUUGGAAACAUAUUUCUGUGCCUGAACCGCGAGGUGUGCGAUUCAUGUUCAGCGUGUUUUGGAACAGAGCAAUUCAUGGUAUAAGCUAUGCGAAUGUUCAUGCUCGAUUUGAGGUUGAGGAAGAGAAAUUGAUACAAACCCCAAUGCCUCGAAACCCUAAAAUCCAUUCUUAUGAUAAGAUUAGGUAUUUUGGAGAAUGUGGUGGCGAUUUGCUUCUUAUUCAGACUCCUCAGCAUUGUGCUAUGGGAUUCAGAAUCCUUCAGAUGCGCAGGGAUUACUGCGAGUGGAUUGUGAAGUACCGGGUCAAUCUUAGACCCAUUUUAUCUGUAUUUCCUAAGACAGAACGCAAAACCAUAGUCACAUGCUCUGAGUUUAAUGUGCUCUGUGUCGUGAAAGGAGCGAAUGAAAAAGAUUUUACACUGGUGUUAGCUAUCCGGGGCAAAGUUAUUUCUUAUAAUGUCAAGUCCAAGACAUUGAAGGAGCCUCAUGAUUUAUCAACAGAUGAUCUUGAUGAUUGGGGAGCAACUUGGUGUAAUACUACUUAUCAAUUCAUUGAAAGCCUAUCACCUGUUUGAUCAUUGUCCUACAUGUUUCUACUUCUUUCUUCAGCAGAUGGGAAAAAUGACCAACAGUAAAGGAACACUAGUUAUUGGCUACAAUUCGUCGGAACAUACACCGGCAACAGAAUUAAUUGGCAGCAAUGUAGAUAUUCUAACAGAGAUCCUUACCUGUGUGCCAGCAAAGUUUGUCAUCAGAUUCAAGUGCGUGUCUAAGGAUUGGUUCUCCCUAAUCUCCAAUUCACCAUUUUCUCGCAACCACUCUAACCGAUAUCCCAGUGCCUUGUUCUCAGGACUAUUCAUCAACCCUGUUACAUCAUUUGACGAUGAAAAAGUCAAGUCUGUCUCACUUCACGGCCAACACCAAAGUCUUCCGACUUCGUCACUUCUUGAUGGUGUUGGAUUUGGGUCUGGUACAUUUAGGAUUGAAGACUCUUGCAAAGGCUUACUAUUAUGCUUGAAUGGCCCAACGUGUUUCAUUGUUUGUAACCCGACCACCUAGAAAUACACAGUACUUCCCUAUCAUGGUGGCACUACGACAUCUUCUAUACCAUUUCAUAACAAAGUUUGGUGUUUUCUUGAGUUCUAUGUUUGGUGGUUAUUUGGCUUUUGAUCCUUCAAAAUCGCCUCACUACAUUGUUGUAUUGGUAAGUUACAUUAGGAAUAGUGAUGGCUGCUUUUACUUAAUUGACAUAUACUCUUCGGAGAGCACUUCUUGGACGCACAUGCGUGCUGCUGCACCACCAGGUUACCCUUUCGCAAAAAAGGUAUUUUGGAAUGGUUCAAUUCAUUGGAUGAGUUACGAUAACGUUUACAUUCGAUUUGAUGUUGAUGCUGAGAAGCCAAUGGGAACUCGAAUGCCUUCAAACCCUAAAAUUCGCUCCGAAGAGAGAAUUUGGUAUUUUGGAGAAUGCUGUGGCCAUUUACUUCUUGUUCAGUGCUGUGAUAUGGGAUUCAGAAUUCUUGAGAUGGAGAGGAACUACUGUUAUUGGAUUGAGAAGUACCAGGUCAAUCCAUAAUAUCUCUUUUUCCUGAGAUAAAGAGAAGCAGACACAUGUGUGACCCGCCCAUCAUUAGGAAAAUUGCUGUGCUAUGUGUUGUGAAGGGAGCAAAUGAAAAAGAUUUUACGUUGGUGUUAUCUAUUCCUGGCAAAAUUGUUUCCUAUAAUCUGAAGUGCAAGACAGUGAAGGUGCUCUGCGCUUACCGAACUGGCUUUUAUGAAUGUCCUGGUUACAAGCACAUUUCUUGUGCGUAUGCUUUUAAGUAUGUUUAUGAAUUCUAUGAAAGCCUGUCCAUUGGAACAGAUCAGAUGUGCCUUUUUUAAGCUUGUUCUUGUCCUAAAGCUUUUGCAAUUCUCAAUUUUUAUUUUAUUUAUUUAUUUAAUUUUUUUUUUAAAGAAUUCUACAAUGUUUAAGCUAUGCUCUUCAUGUACUUCUUCCUUGUGAAUGUUAGUGAUGCUCUCUCAUUUGGGGA